UGCCUGAACUUCCACCGCGAUGCACUCUGACAACAUGUGUCUGUGUGUGAAUGUAUUUUAACUGUGUGUGUGUGUGCGUGCGUGCGUGUGUGUGCAUGUGUAUAAGGGGGGUAUACAUGUACCGGCAAAGCAAUGGCUCUAAAUCGAGUGUCUCAACUCUGCCACGAUAUCACCAGGCUGUGGCUGCAACUGAAGAUGAUGACAGAUGACAUUCUGCAGAGGGAGGAUGGCCCUCUGUGUGCAGCAGAAAUUGGCUCUGAACUCCAGAAACAGUUUGCCAUCCUGCCAGGGGGCCGCGGGAUAAAUGGCAACCCUGUCAUCUUCUUCCCUGAAUUCCCAACUUUUAAUGAGCUGGAGGAGGAUGAGAUCCAAAAUGUCCUGAGCUACCUCACGAGUGUCCCCAGUGUUGCAGCAUCAGGAGUGGGUUUCAUCCUGGUCAUCGACAGACGACUGGACCGAUGGGCCGCUGUCAGGGCUACCCUGCUCCGCAUCGCAGGCUCAUUUCCAGGGAACUUGCACUUGGUUCUGGUGUUGCGUCCCACUACGUUGCUCCAGCGGACACUGUCGGACUUCCUGUUCAAGUACAACAAGGAUGAGUUCAAAAUGAAGGUGGUGAUGCUGAGUUCGGUGACUGAGCUCCACGCCUAUAUUGAUCCAGGACAACUGACCACAGAGCUAGGAGGAACACAGGAAUACUGCCAUGACAGCUGGAUUUCACACCGCACUGCUAUCGAGGCGUUCGCUCUCAUGGUGAAGACCACAGCUCAGACCCUGCAGGCAUUUGGCACUGAGCUGGCAGAGACAGAAUUACCCAACGAUGGCGAGGCUACCACAAACCUGCUGCACACACACAGUCUGAAGAAGGAUAAAAUGAAGGAGGACCUGCAGGUGGCGCUGUCUCAGGGGGGACGCUUGCUGGAGUGUAUCAACGAGCCUCUACAGACAGACCCCGAAUACAGCAUGACCCACGAUGAACUGGAAAACUUAGCUACUGUACAGAGACUCCUGGGUCAGCUGGAUGAAACAGAAACAGCUUUCGAUGAUUUCUGGGAGCGUCACCGCACCAAGUUGGAACAGUGUUUGCAGCUCCGCCACUUUGAAACGCACUUCCGUGAAGUGCGUGCCCAGCUUGAUGUCACAUUGGAGCGGUUAUCAGGCUUUUCGGAGGUCAGCGUAAGCCCUGUUCACGCUGAGCAUGUUCUCAGAGAACUCAGCGGGCAUGAAGAGAGGGCCUGUGAUGUACUAGACUAUGCCAUAUCCCUGGCCAACGAAGGUGACAGGCUGAUAGAAAACUCCCACUAUGCUGAGGACUCCAUCAGACCGAAGUGCAGUGAGCUGAGAGGAGCGUGUGAGGAGAUCAGCUCCACUCUGAGGAGCAAGAAGAGCUUCCUGCUCCGGGCGAUGGAGCUGCACCACGCUCUGGACAAGGCAUCACGGUGGUGUGAGGAGGGUAUCUUCCUGUUGGCUAGCCAGCCAGUGGACCGCUGUCAGUCUCAGGAUGGAGCUGAGGCAGCUCUGCAAGAACUGGAGCGAUAUCUUGACACUGCACCACUGCACACCGUCACUGACCGCAGCGCCAUCUGCUGCCAGUAUGAGGCAGUGCUCAAUACUCAGCUCAGGGACCAGAUAGAUAAAGUUUUCCAGAAGCAAAGCUCUGUCCAGGAGAUGUUCGAGAAGAGACGCAUCAGCCUGAAGAAACUUGCUGCCAAACAGACCAGACCAGUCCAGCCAGUAGCACCAAGACCUGAAGUGAAGUCUCCACAGUCCUCUCCCAAUCAACAGAGAAAAGAGAGGAGAAACUCUGCAGACAAUGUCAUCUGCAAAAAGGUGGAGUCUCCCAUACAUAACGGUGGCACCAGACAUGCUUCUCUAUCAGAAGAAGAAGAAAACCUGGCAGUGCUGAGGCGCCAUGUAAUGAAUGAACUGCUAGAGACAGAGAGAGCAUAUGUGGAGGAGCUACUGUGUGUGCUGGAGGGCUAUGCAGCAGAGAUGGACAACCCUGCCAUGGUUCACCUCAUGCCCAGCACGCUGCUCAGCAAGAAGGACGUCCUGUUUGGAAACAUGUCUGAAAUCUACCAGUUUCAUAAGAGGACGUUUCUAAAGGAACUGGAAGCGUACACUGACUGCCCUGAAUUAGUGGGCCGCUGCUUUUUAGAAAGGAUGAAGGACCUGCAGAUCUAUGAGGCUUACUGCCAGAAUAAACCUCGGUCAGAGAGCUUAUGGAGACAAUGCUCUGACUGUGCCUUCUUCCAGGAGUGCCAGAAGAAGCUGGAACAUAAACUUGGUUUGGACUCCUACCUCCUUAAACCUGUCCAGAGAAUCACCAAGUACCAGCUACUGCUGAAGGAAUUGUUGAAGUAUAGUAAGGGUUGCGAUGGCUGUGAUGACCUACAGGAAGCUCUCUCCUCCAUUCUGGGGAUCCUGAAAGCUGUCAACGACUCCAUGCACCUCAUUGCAAUCACAGGAUACGAGGGUAACCUGUCGGAGCUGGGCCGUCUGUUGAUGCAGGGCUCCUUCAGUGUGUGGACAGAGCAUAAGAAAGGUCACGCCAAGGUCAAAGACCUGGCCAGGUUUAAGCCUAUGCAGAGGCACCUCUUCCUGCACGAGAAGGCCCUGCUCUUCUGUAAGAGGAGAGAGGAGAACGGGGAGGGCUACGAGAAAGCUCCGUCUUACAGCUUCAAACACUCUCUCAGUAUGAGCGCGGUGGGCAUUACAGAGAAUGCUAAAGGAGACAACAAGAAGUUUGAGAUUUGGUGCAACUCCAGAGAAGAAGUCUUUAUAGUUCAGGCUGCAACACCUGAGAUCAAAACAGCAUGGGUGAAUGAGAUCCGCAAAGUUCUGACCCAACAGCUCAAAGCCUGCAGAGAUGCCAGCCAGCAGAAGAGCUCCGACUCUGUUUCCCCGAGUCCCACCAGCAACACCUCCAGCUCCCUCAGUCCCUUUCGUAGCAGCAAUCAGAAGAACCAGAAGAAGCAGGAGGAGAAGAAGGUGGAGCCGAAUACAGCCUCGGACACUAACUCCUCUUCUUCACCGAAACACAAAGGUAAAUGUUUGAUUCCUGCUGCAUGCUCUAGCACAGGCAUAAAUCUAUCAGUCAACUAUGGUCAUACGUCUCAAAAUGUUUUAUCUAUGCACUACUUAAAGCUGUAUUGUAUUCUUUCACUGAUCUGGACUCUUCUUUUCUUCAUCACCUUCAUCUCCACGGUUCCUCUCUCUAUCGCUCUACCUCCUUUAUUUUAUUUUGGGCUACAUCUCUCUUUUCGUGAUGGCUACACUCUCCUCUUUUCUCUACCUGCCUCCCAUUUCAAACCAUUGCUUCCAGAUGAACCGGUGACCAGUCCGACCACUGAUAGGUCGUCAGUGGCUAAAAAGCGUUUUACUUUGCAGGGCUUCAGCAAUCUCAAGAGUCCGAAAGGCUCAGCCCUGAGCCCUGAGCACGGCUCCAAACGCCACUUGGUCAAGAGUGACCCCACCCCAUUUGGGUUCAAAGGCUGGAACAAGGCGUCUCUCUCAGUCGAUGCCUCGGAAGAGAAUGAUGGGUACUCCAGCGGCGAGGACCCUAUGAACUCUGACCCUGAUGAUGAAGUUGGAAAGAAGCUGGCUCCAGGAAAGUAUACAGUGGUUGCAGACUGCGAGAAGGCGGGACCUCAGGAGCUGUCUGUCAAGAGUGGAGAUGUGGUCCAGCUAAUCAAAGAAGGAGAGGAGGGACAAUGGUUCGUGAAGAACCUUCGCAGCAGUAAGGAGGGCUGGGUGGCGGAAGCAAACCUCCUCAGCCUCAUCUCAGAGUCCAAGUCAUCCCAAUCACUCAGCAGCUCAGAUGACAGCGUCUCUGGGAACCUCAGCACUUCCUCCAGCUGCAGUGAGACUUACACCAGCUAUUCUGACAUCAAACCCUGACCUGCGAUCAAUCGCUGCUCUGGCUCUAUCUCCCACCAGCUUAAACCAUUUCCAGGUGGAAUUGCAAAACUGGAAGUUGACUCUGACAGGAAGACAGAAUCGAAAUGUUCCUUAGAUCUCACAGUUGGCCGCAUCCAACCGAAAACCAAAACUAUCACUGCAUCUGCGAAUGUUACUGGCUGAGUGUUAACAGCACCCGCCUUCUCUGGAUAUUUACAGUCACCUGUUGAUCUAUUUGUACAUGAAAAAUAGCUUAUUUUCCCCCAGCAGUAUUAAACUAUCCUUUGUUUUGUUUUUUUAAACAAUCAGAUUGAUAUUGAAUAUCAGCUAUUUGCAACUAUGAUUCAAAACUAUCAGCAUGCUGCUAGAAUUAUAAGUGUAGAUAUU
Scomber japonicus (chub mackerel) is the source of this 4284-nucleotide messenger RNA. It is a transcript of the gene mcf2la, whose product is annotated as mcf.2 cell line derived transforming sequence-like a. NCBI's taxonomy places the organism in Eukaryota, Metazoa, Chordata, Actinopteri, Scombriformes, Scombridae. The coding region runs from base 133 to 3897 and encodes 1254 amino acids. The transcript has 31 exons. The record is from RefSeq and is a predicted model, not a curated record. Gene Ontology annotation, biological process: intracellular signal transduction; positive regulation of Rho protein signal transduction. Gene Ontology annotation, molecular function: guanyl-nucleotide exchange factor activity; protein binding. Gene Ontology annotation, cellular component: extrinsic component of membrane; cytoplasm.